AUAAUGAAACACAUGCACCGAAUGGACAAUCACAUAACAAUCCAAACCAGGCAAAUUGGUAUUUAUAAGAAACAGUUAGAAGAAUAUCACACCCUAACAACCGAUUUGAAGCAAUCAGUCUGUGAACUUAAACGCCAGCAAAAGGUGAGGCAGGGGGUGGAGAUAGUAGCUGGCGUUGAGCAGCAGAGAGAUGAGAACUUCUCUGAGACGACACCUGGGGAUCAGAGCGAUGAGACCUUCUUUGGCGCUACAGUUGAGAUUCAGAGCACUGAGACCUUCUUUUACGCUACAUCUGAGGAUCAGAGCGAGGAGAGCUUCUAUGACACUGCAUCUGAGGAUCAGAGCAAGGAGAGCUUCUAUGACACUGCACCUGAGAAUCAGAGCGAGGAGAGCUUCUAUGACACUGCAUCUGAGGAUCAGAGCAAGGAGACCUUCUAUGACACUGCAUCUGAGGAUCAGAGCAAGGAGACCUUCUAUGACAUUGCAUCUGAGAAUCAGAGCGAUGAGAGCUUCUAUGACACUGCAUCUGAGAAUCAGAGCGAUGAGAGCUUCUAUGACACUGCAUCUGAGGAUCAGAGCGAUGAGACCUUCUAUGACGCUAAAUCUGGGGAUCAGAGGGAUGAGAGCCUCCCAGAGUCUCCAGCUUCUGGGUCUCGGACCAGAAGUUUCUUGCGCCGCUGUGCUAAACUUGUACUGAUUGUAGGUCUUCCUCUUGCCAUGGCCACUGCAGGUAUAGACAUAGCUCUAGACCUCUAUGGCAUUAGCUUCUAAACUACAAUGAAGGCUCAUAGUGGGUGAGAGGUACGGGCGGCUGUGGUUCAGGAGGUAGAGAGGAUCGAACUACUAAUCGUGACGAUUAGUAGUUCGAUCCCCGGCUCCUCCGGUCCGCAUGUUGAAGUGUCCUUGAGCAAGAUACUGAACCCAAAAUUGCUCCCGAAGGCUGAGCCAUCGGUGUGAAUGUUUA
Messenger RNA from Sebastes umbrosus (honeycomb rockfish), 964 nucleotides. RefSeq lists its product as uncharacterized. The record is from RefSeq and is a predicted model, not a curated record. The transcript has 2 exons. Bases 4 to 771 code for a protein of 255 amino acids. Lineage: Eukaryota; Metazoa; Chordata; Actinopteri; Perciformes; Sebastidae.